GAGAGAGCGAGAGAAAAAAAGGAGAGAGCGAGAGAGAUCCUAAAUAGAUUCAGGCACCAACAUUACCUACCUGCUCGAACGCGUCCACGCGCACUCGCUGAGUAGCAAGUCAAUAUAAGGCAGAAAUAAAAAGCAAAAUUGGAAUUGGAGUUUUCAACACGAAGGCUAUUCCUUAAAAAUUUAAAUAGAAGAAUACAGCUUUACUGAAAAAAGCAACAGCCAUGCAUCUAAACAGAGAAGAAGGGAACAGCAAAGGGUAUCUAUCUAUCAGUGUGUUCCUAGUAUCUCUGGGGCUGACAGUGUGUGCCGUGUGGCUAGUAGCUCUGUGUGGAGUCUGCACCUGGUGUCAACGCAAACUGGGGAAGAGGAACAAGCCUGGUGUGGAAGCAGCCAGCACCCCAGAUUCAGUUCAGAUUCGUGGCCGAGGGGAAAACAAAGCCAUCAAUGAUCUAGACAGGGACUUUUGGAAUAACAAUGACAGCAGCAACGUGCAGCAGAGAUGGAGCUCCUACCCGCCCAAGGAGUUCCUCUUAAACAUGUCCCCCUAUGCCCCGUAUGGAGACCCUCGCCUCACGCCCAAUUUUGGGGACCCCUCCCUCUCAGCCGCCUCUACUCUGGAGCACAUUCCAUCCUCUGCAGCAGCCCGUCCUCGUCCCCUGGUGCGACAGCAGAGUCUCCAGCAGCCUCUCAGCCACCAGCCCCCUCCGGGCCCCAAUGACCCCCCAGCCACCUCCCAGAGCCUGGGCCAGCUGCACACAGGGCCCGGGGGCGGGGGGCACCGGGGAGGCCCGCGGGGGGUGCGGGGGAGUCCGGCAGGGACAGGUGCUUCCCGGUACAGAGGAGCAGGAGGAGGACGCUCCAGGUCCAACCCAGGCAGCUGGGACCACAUGAUGGGACAGAUCCGCAACAGAGGACUGGAUGUCAAGUCUUUCCUCGAGGGGAAGAUGGUUGUUCUGUCUCUAGCGAUCGGGCUGGCUGAACAAGAUGACUUCGCCAACCUCCCAGAUCUACAGGAAGCACCAGCGUGCCAAGAAAACUCAACUCCACCGGACAAAUCAAGGUAUCAGCCAGCCUACGAACAAAAAGGCCAGACCCCAGAUGAGGCAGGCCGCCUCGGGAACUCCUCUGUCACAGACCUGACCAACUCUGUCACCACCAGCGACAUUCACAUGCUCUCUCCAGGCUCAGAAGAGGACACAGAAGGGCCUGUGGUUGAGAAGCUGGGCCGGAUUCAGUUCAGUGUGGGCUACAGCUUCCAGGACUCCACCCUGACCGUCAAGAUCCUUACGGGCCAGGAGCUCCCCGCCAAGGACUUCUCUGGCACCUCAGACCCCUUCGUCAAACUCUACCUGCUGCCUGACAAGAAGCACAAGCUGGAGACCAAGGUCAAGAGGAAGAACCUCAACCCUCGCUGGAACGAGACCUUCCUGUUUGAAGGGUUCCCCUAUGAGAAGGUGAUCCAGAGGACCCUCUAUAUGCAGGUGCUGGAUUACGAUCGUUUCAGCAGGAACGACCCCAUCGGGGAGGUGUCCAUUCCCCUUAACAAGGUGGACCUGGGCAACCAGCAGACCUACUGGAAGGAGCUGAAGCCCUGCAGCGACGGCAGCGGGAGUCGAGGAGACCUGCUGGUGUCACUGUGCUACAACCCUCAAGCCAACACCAUCACUGUGACCAUCAUCAAAGCCCGCAACCUCAAAGCCAUGGACAUUGGAGGCACCUCCGAUCCCUAUGUGAAGCUGUGGCUGAUGCACAAGGACAAGCGUGUGGAGAAGAAGAAGACGGUGACAAUGAAGUGCUGUCUGAACCCCGUGUUCAACGAGUCCUUCCCCUUCGACGUCCCCGCCCACGUGCUCCGAGAGACCACCAUCAUCAUCACCGUCAUGGACAAGGACAAGCUCAGUCGCAACGACGUCAUCGGCAAGAUCUAUCUCUCGUGGAAGAGUGGUCCGGCGGAGGUGAAGCACUGGAAGGACAUGAUGGGUAAACCUCGUAAUGCCGUGCAGCAGUGGCAUGCCCUCAAGGCCUGAUACUGUAGGUCCAUCAUAUCCACCCAGACCACCCCAGCCCCCUGCCCUGCCCUCCCACCCUAUCGUUAUGCACAAGGCUGACUCGCUGCAGAACAUGGGUACAAAUAGCCAUCCAACGCAUCCACCCUACACAUCCACACUCUCCUCCUGCCUGUCCUCUCUCAGAUCCCUAAUGAACUUCUCCUUCCUCUAGUCUUGUUGCUUUUAAGUCAUACCUUCUUCUCAACCAUUGUUUUUUCUCCUUGGUCCACCUUUACUCUGUUUCACUUUGGAGCAGUACACUCUGCCAGCCCUAGGGUGAGCCUCAGCCACCAACAAAAACAGGUUCAAAUAGACCAUAUAAGAACCCUGCGUAAGGAGCUGGUGAAGGGCCUGUCUUUCAGGAAACAUUAUAUCUGUGACUGUGUGACAGACUGACCGACAAGGAAUCCAGUUCCACCAUUAAUCCUGUGUCUCUCCAUUGUUCUCCUGCGGCAGUGAGGGGAGGCUUCUUCUCUCCCUAAUCACUGCUCUCUCUGUCGUCAGAAGCAAUCUGGUUGGCUGUUCAUUAUUGUUUUUUUGCUUCCCACGUUGACCCUUUGGUCCGUUCCCUUCUGCAAACACACAGAGAAUAUAACAGGAAGGAUUGAUAGAGAGAGAGAGGCAAACCAAUGGAAUAGAAGAGGGCUGGACUGUCUGGAUGAUAAUGGAAUUAGACGUGACACUGUCACUCCACCCCGUUCAUCACCUCUGAUCUCUUUCUCUCCCACCACUGUAGUGAUUCUUCCCUGGCUGGACCCCCUUUAUGUCUGUGCGUGCUGUGGGUGAUGUGCUGUAACUCCAAAUGAAGUUCUAGAUGAAAAAAGGAGAAAAUGACUGAUCAUUUACACUGGUCCAUGGGGGAAAUGUAAAAAGACGUUCCUAUUUUCUGGAGAGAAAAAAAAGAAUGACAGAAAAAGAGUAGAGUCAUCAAUGUUGUGUUUUGUUUUUAAAAAGCCUAAAGAGACCAAUCAAAAUGUUCUUCCAGAGACAGUAAAUAGAAGCAAAAAGACAGCUAUUAUUCUGUCGUAUUCUCUCUCUGUGUGUGUGUGUGUGUGUGUGUGUGUGUGUGUGUGUGUGUGUGUGUGUGUGUGUGUGUGUGUGUGUGUGUGUGUGUGUGUGUGUGUGUGUGUGUGUGUGUGUGUGUGUGUGUGUGUGUGUGUGUGUGUGUGUGUGUGUGUGUGUGUGUGUCUGUGUGAGAAAGUUAGAGUGUGAAUGCGAGUGCGCGUGUGUGAAAGUAUUGGGCUUGCACUGCUAUCAAAUGAAUAAAGACAAUAUUACUGAUAAUAAUGAUGACAAUAAUAAUCAUCAGUAUUCUACUGGAUAUGUUUGAAGACUUGGAGAGGUCACAGCAGCUAAGCAGUGACAGAGAGAGAGGGGUACAGUCUGUAGGGUAGUGCCUGCAACCUGGUGUGGAACCGUAAGCAGAGGAGGAACUUGACAUGAACCACCAGCCUUCAUCUGAGCUGCUUUCUCUCAAUUGCAUCAUCCACUGCAGAUAACCAUAAAUAAAUGCCCCUCUUCCAACCGAGUCAGUUUUGUUUCUAAUGGAGAACUAAGCCAAUUGAUCUUGUCCCCAUCAAGGUUGGUAACGUUACCUGUUUGUCUCUCUCAGUAAUUUUGUGUAAUUCUGCCUGUCUGUUGGAACGUGUGUCUGUCAGUUGGUCUGUAAGUCAUUUAGUCAACAUCUUAUUCAUUAGUGUGCAUGUUACAGAACACAUUGUUUUAAGAAUGUUAGUAGAUAAAUGUUUAGGGUCUUAGUGGAAGGCUGUUCCAUUACUGGCCAAACCCCCUCUGCUCUGUCCUGCUCCAGAUGUUAGAUAAUUAGGGUGUUAGUGGGUCUUCAGGAUCAGGGCUGUUUAAUUACAGACCAAACCCCCUCUGCUCUGUCCUGCUCCUGAUGUUAGAUAGUUGGGUGUUAGUGGGUCUUCAGGACCACGGCUGUUACGGACCAAACCCCCUCUGUUCUGUCCUGCUUCAGGACCAGGCUGUUCCAUUACUGGCCAGACCCCCUCUGCCCUGUGCUGCUCCUGAUGUCAUCCUGGUGUGACCUGUUCCAAGAUUAAGUUUCUCUCUCAUCACACAAUGGGCUGAAUGAUAGCUACAAGAGUAAUAAUAUCAACUAAACCUAUUUUCUGUUUACAUUUGACUGUUUAUUUGUGUCUACUGAAUGUGUGUGUGUGUGUGUUUGCAAUGUGUGUAUGAGUGUGUCAACAUCUGACUGUUUGUGUUUACUGUGUAUGUACAGUGCUUUGCGAAAGUAUU
Messenger RNA from Oncorhynchus masou masou (cherry salmon), 4310 nucleotides. Its product is annotated as synaptotagmin-7-like. Gene Ontology annotation, biological process: cellular response to calcium ion; regulation of dopamine secretion; calcium-ion regulated exocytosis. The transcript has 13 exons. Gene Ontology annotation, molecular function: calcium ion binding; SNARE binding; clathrin binding. The coding region runs from base 222 to 2027 and encodes 601 amino acids. Lineage: Eukaryota; Metazoa; Chordata; Actinopteri; Salmoniformes; Salmonidae. The record is from RefSeq and is a predicted model, not a curated record. Gene Ontology annotation, cellular component: plasma membrane; synaptic vesicle.